UUGUAUGAGGCCAGUCAGUCUGUUGAGAUUCUUAUUCGUGUCUGUACUGGUCUACAAAAAUUGCAAUUGUUUCAGAGAGUAUCUUGAGGGCAGAUUAGAUGCAGAAACUGAAGAAUCUGAUUAUGACCUAGAUGAGGAAUACAGAGAUCAAACCCUGCGUGGAAGGCAGAAAUAUCUCCUGAAUGAGGUCAAAUGUUUGGAGACAACUUUAGCAAAGCGUCGUGCAGAAUUAAGACAAUCUGAUAGACUUUUAGCAGAGUGUCAGAGUGAUUUGGCAGCUGCUAGGGAUGAGGUAUUUGU
Molecule: messenger RNA, 300 nt
Organism: Owenia fusiformis
Lineage: Eukaryota; Metazoa; Annelida; Polychaeta; Sabellida; Oweniidae
Source: the annotation of a GenBank genome assembly